AUGGCUGGCCGUCAAGGAAUCAAGGCUCACUUUCGCCGGCCGUGGCUCAUCCCACGAACUAAUGGGCAGGUCGAAGCUUUCACUAAGAUCUUGUCGGCCGGAAUCAAAAAGAAGUUAGACAAUGCAAGGGGAUUAUGGGACGAAGAAUUACAGUUGGUCUUGUGGUCAAUAAGAACAACAACCAAAAACUCUACUGGUGAAACUCCAUUCAUGCUGGUAUAUGGUUCAGAGGCCGUCCUCCCCAUUGAAGUUGAGGAGCCAACACUGCGAGUGAUGAUGUAUUCAGAAGAUGCCAAUUGGGCUGCUCUUCGGACGGCUUUAGAUCUAGUUGCUGAAGUCAGGGGCAAUGCACUUCUGAGAAUGCAACUUUACAAGCUAAGAAUGGCUAAAGAAUUUAACAAAAGAGUUGCAAGGCGGCCACUGAAGCAGGGAGACCUCGUCCUGAGGAAGAUGGAAGCGACGUCUGGUGCAUGA
Molecule: messenger RNA, 474 nt
Organism: Beta vulgaris subsp. vulgaris (sugar beet)
Lineage: Eukaryota; Viridiplantae; Streptophyta; Magnoliopsida; Caryophyllales; Amaranthaceae
Exons: 2
Coding region: 1-474 (157 amino acids)
Molecular function (GO): nucleic acid binding
Source: RefSeq, a predicted model, not a curated record